AUGGCUACAAAUCUGACGCCCAACGAGCUGGCCCUGAACCACGACCCAUCCUCCUCACCGACGAACCUCCAGAUGUCCACCUCCCAGCUUUCCGAAAUUCUGGAAUCCAUCCAACGGACACGCCCGGUAGAGGAAGGAAGCUUCGCGAAAUGUUCAGGGCGCUUUGAUGGAAUCCAAUGCUACGCAAAGGUCGUUGAAUUUAUAACAACGACCUCCAUCUACAAAGACAUUGAGCAUAUCUCCGACGAAAACGCUCCCCGUGGACUACCCCUGCUCCUGCAAGGACACGCAGCCACGUGGUGGAGAGGCGUCCAAACCACGGUACGAACCUGGAGAGAAGCUGUGGAUCUGAUACGCGCUACCUUCGUGCCCCGAAGACCCGCGUAUCAGGUGUACACCGAGGUAUUUCGCACCGCCCAAGAUCCAAAGGUGCCCACCGAUCUCUUCAUCAGCAAGAAAAGAGCCCUUCUUGCGGAAUUACCAGAGCUGCCCACGGAAAGCGUCCAAAUAGAUAUGCUGUACGGCCUUCUACGCUUUCACCUACGGGAACGGAUUUCGGGGGAAUCCAUCACGUCUUUCACCGACCUCGUGAACCGCGCAAGGGAAAUUGAAAAGCUGGAAAAAGAGGCCCAGCAGCAAAAUCUAGAGGAACGACCCGUGAAGAAGGAUCAACGAUGA
This is a messenger RNA of Osmia lignaria (orchard mason bee), 678 nucleotides long. The record is from RefSeq and is a predicted model, not a curated record. NCBI's taxonomy places the organism in Eukaryota, Metazoa, Arthropoda, Insecta, Hymenoptera, Megachilidae.